Messenger RNA from Lytechinus pictus (painted urchin), 9312 nucleotides. Its product is annotated as ribosomal protein S6 kinase delta-1-like. The coding region runs from base 34 to 4530 and encodes 1498 amino acids. Lineage: Eukaryota; Metazoa; Echinodermata; Echinoidea; Temnopleuroida; Toxopneustidae. The transcript is spliced from 12 exons. Gene Ontology annotation, biological process: protein phosphorylation. Gene Ontology annotation, molecular function: ATP binding; phosphatidylinositol binding; protein kinase activity. The record is from RefSeq and is a predicted model, not a curated record.
AACUAUUGUGUGAUUACAAAAUGAAAUGGCGAAAUGGCUUCCUCCAAGAAAAAGGAAACUUGGAUCAGGAGUUUCAACGUCACCGAGCCUACAAAACACGAAAAAGGUUUCACGGUGUAUAAAGUUACUUACAGGGCAUUCAGAUUGGAUAAAGCAGAGGAAGUGAUUGAGGUUGCUGUGUGGAAGCGGUAUAAUGACUUCAAGAAACUCCACCAAGCUCUCUCGCUUCUCCACUACCAUCUACGUAGACCAGAAAAAUUUCCAGAUUUUGCAAAGGCUCGUUUCUUUGGGAGAUUUGAUGAAAAGACCAUUGAAGAAAGAAGGCAAAGUGCCCUGAGACUUUUAGAGUUUACUGUGAAAGUACCUCCUCUUGCUAAGUCAACUCACUUUGUUGACUUUUUCAAGGGAGGAGAGACUGUGACUAGGAGAAAAGUGUCAUCUGAAAACCCAAUCUUAAAACCUCAAGUUGCAUACCCUGAAUCUGACAAUGGAAGCUUCCCCAAUAAACCUCUUAGUAGUAGAGCUAUGGCAGCUUCCAUUCCUAGAAUGGAGGGGGAGGGUGAGGAGAAUCAGGCAGAGGCAUCUCAAACUCAAUCCCUCCCCACAUCAGGGAAUGAACUGGGAGGGGUCUGGCUACACCGUCAGCAGGAGGAUGAAGAACAAAAAGGGGAGGAUUCAGAAGGAGGAGGAGAGGGAUACGAUGACAGUGAAGAUGAAAGGACAACAUUUAGCGAAGACUCUAUGCCCAGUACACCUCUUCCACAGCUAGAAGAACUGACAUUCUUUGAUCCACUUUCACCAUCUGAACCUGGGAGCACAGAGCCUGGUACACUACCUCACUCUAACAGCUGGCUCUUUCAUGCCAUGGAUAUAUGCGCUGAACUCAACCGAGAUUCUCCUGAACCUUCAUCCAACUCUCAUGAUGAUCCUACCCCAGCAGGCAGCAUUGUUACCGGUGACUCGACCGACAGUGGAAUCACAGUCACCGUACCCCCUUCACUGCAGUCGUAUUCCUCCGAUUCUGCCAUUUCCUCUGUUUCCUCCUCUGGUGGUAUGACUGCAAACCGCAACAGCCACAACUCCCUUGCCAGGGCGUACCUGAACUCACUCCGUGCCCAGCAGGCUGCUGAAGAAGAUGCCAAUUCCACAGGUAUCACUGACAGUCGAAGCGUUGCCACAGGUGAACGCAGCCGCCAUGUUUCUGAUGAUAGCAUCUCCAAGUGGAAUGUUAGUGGAGAGGAUGAUUAUCUGUAUCAAGCCGCUGGUAAAAUCAGUUUGGCCCUGGAUAAUCAGAGCGUUGGCAACUAUCAGGCUUCCUUUGAUGCAUACAAAGCUGGUGUAGCUAUAUUGCUGAAUGGAGUUGUCGCUGACAAAAGCAAGACAAGAAGAGAGGCUGUUAGGCGGAAGACCGCUCAAUAUCUAAUGAAGGCUGAAGACAUCUACAACAAAUAUUUAUCAGUAGAAGCAUCCAAUGCAAGAAGAUGGGAGUCUGAGAAGAUGGCAAUGGAAGUGGAUGCCUCCUCAGCAUAUCUACGUGGAAACAUUGAUGAGCUGAAAUCCUACAAGGUUCUUGGUUGCAUUGAUUCUGUUCUUCUUGUUCUUGAUAUGUCAACAUACCAAACAUUCAUCAUCAAAUCCCUCAGCAAGUGCAGUGUACCCAACACCAAGAUGAUAACCAGAGUGCCUGCCUUCUGUCCGUACAUGGUGAGGCUUUAUCGCUUCUUUGAGACAGAGAGCUCGAUCUUUCUCUUGCUUGAGCAUGCCACUGGGGGGAAGCUCUGGAACUAUGCAAGUCCUUAUCUCAAGCAACAAAAAGAAGCAACUGGGAGGCAGGAGCUUGCUAACAGCUUAAAGAGUAGCACUCUCAGUCGACAGUCCCAGCGUUCCAGGUCGGGGAGUACACAAAGCGGAAGAGGGUUGAAGGAUGAUGUCUUCAGUCUGGCAGAAGCUGUUGAGGAAGCCACCACUCAGGUGGAGGAUACAUCUGAUACAAGUCAUGAUCCAGAUGCCCAUGCUGAUGCUGCCUCAGUUGGUAGUAUAGAAGGGAAGCUUAUACCUUCACCAGCAGUUUCUGGUAGCUAUGUGAACUUACUUGAUGCAUGUGGGGAAUAUGUAACUGGUGGGGAACAUUUGGGAGAUGGUGAGACCAUCCCACAUGAGAGGUUGUCUGAUUCAAAUUUGAAUGAUCUAGUUUCUCAGAGUUCAAACUACGACGAAUGUGCUGAUAACGCUCGAACAGAGCAAGAUGACAGUCUAUUUCUGAGUGACACUAAUGAGGAGACUGAGAUGUUUAGUCACUGUGAAGUCUUUGGAUCCACACCUUGUAAAGUAGUCUUGCCUGAUGCGAAAGAAAGUAUGUCAAGUGCUCCACCUGCAUCAAUGGCUUUAUUUAGCAUUGACAGCAUAGAAAGCCCUAAUGAAUACAGCAUGGGUGAGAUAGGUGAUUCAUCAGUUUUUGGUUUUGAAUCUUCUACAAGUGGACCUCCAAUAGAUGCUGUUCCUGUUGAGGCUGGACCAGUUGACCUUGAAGUGAAGUCUGAGACAGAGAAACUUGAUCUUGAUCCUGCCAGAGUUAUUGCUGAGGCACUAGCUGUUGUCCAAGAAGUUGAACAGAUGCGCAAAGAAGAAGAAGAAGCUGGUAUAGAUCAUUCAGUUUCGAAUCAAGUGCUCAAACAAGAAAAUGUGGUUGAUUUCUUAGAGAACAGUAAUAUCAUCCAGGAAAUUGUAACUGAUAAAGAAUCAACUUCUGAAAUGCCCAAUGCUGAUUCUACGGAGAGCUCUCAGGCAUUCUUGGAUACCAGGGCCUUUGGAGUAUUCAGCGAGGAAGAGAUGGUACCUGGUGUCGAUCUAGCUGAUUUCUUUGAUUCUGGCUCGCCAAAGAAGAGGAGCCAGUCUUUAUCUGAAAAACCCAGCAGACAUGACCCAAAUGACAGUUUUAGCAAUAAUUCUCCCUCUCGCCCUCCAUUUAUGCAACAGUCCAGCAUGAUGGAAUUUCGGAUGAAUGAACCUUUAGGAAAGCACUUUCUGAUCAGAGACACAAAACGAACAGUGUCCAUGGGUGCAGAUACUCGCUCUCAGGAAGAGAAUGUCUGGGAUUCAUUCUUUGACGGAGGCACUCCAGACACAAAAGGGUUUGGCUUUGAUACCAGUACAGGUCCAAAAGAAGUUGAGAGUAGAUCUUCAGUUACAGGCUUUCAGGAAACUGCUGAGCAUGUUGCCCCUAAUAUUUUGAAUUUACCAGAUGUGCCAAAAGAUAUUCCAAGAGAUUCUGAGGAUGAGGACAAUGGUUUUGGCGGUGUGUUUGAUGUGAAGGAUGAUCACAAUGUGGCUGAUAGUGGGGAUGCUGAUAUUUACAUGCUUGGAGACAAUAGAUUAGACUUGAGUUCAGGAGACCAAGCUGAAGCGGAUGCCCUUGCACAGCCAAGACAAAACCCUGAUGGAGCUUCCUCAGAGGAAAUUGAGAAAGAAAUGCAAAAUGCAAAGACAGAAGGAAAUGCCUCGAAUGUUAACCAAAAGGACAUGAAUUUACACAUCAAUCCAUUCGAUAAUGACAAACAGCUGAUUAUAACCAGUAGGAAAGAUUCUUAUUCUUCUACAGCGUAUGUGAGUGUUGAUCCGUCAGAUACCAAUUUACCCUCCAUUGGUGUGAUGAGGGACUUUCCCAGUUCGUCCACAGUUUCUGCUCAGUCAACUCCCCAGCAUACUUUCCAACCAAUAAACUCAAAUCAAGAGAUUACACCUCCAUACCAUAAAGUUGUAACAGCCCCUGUUGUUCCAAGUAGCAUACCAGCAGUGUCAACAGAUUCUUCUAAUGUACUAUGCCACAGUGGGGAAGCAGUAGAAGACAACAUAUAUGGUGAAGAGAAUGGACUGGUCGGAGAAGCAAACACAACCCCCACAAAUUCAAGGACCUCCACUCUUAAGGGGGAAACUUUGCACAAUAAAGACACCUCUUUGCCUUCGCUUUCAAGAUUGUUUUCUCAUCUGGAUGAGAUGAGGAGAUCCAGAACAGAAAGCAGUUCUGCCACCCUGCCUGAGUCCUGUGUACGCAUCUGGGCAUCUGAGAUACUUGUUGCUUUGGCCACGCUUCAUGCUGCUGGCAUCACAUGCAGAGACCUUAAUCCGGACAACAUCCUCUUAGCGGAAGGUGGUCACAUCCGACUGACUUACUAUAGUCAGUGGAAGUGGGUGUGUCAGGAGAUGAAUCCCAAGGCUCAGAUCAACAUGUUCACAGCUCCUGAGGCAACGGGUAUCUUCGGGGUUGGACCGGCGUGUGAUUGGUGGAGCUAUGGGGUCAUCUUGUUUGAAUUACUCACUGGACAGUCUUUAUACAGUUGCCAUCCUAGUGGGAUCAAUAGUCAUACACAACUUUUCAUUCCUGAUCACAUCUCACCAGAAGCUAAGAACCUUCUCACACAGCUUUUACAGGUGAAUCCUCUGGAGCGUCUAGGUGGAGGUCAGUCUGGGGCUGAUGAGGUCAAAGUUCACCCUUUCUUUAAAGAGGUCAACUGGUCUAAUCUCCUAGGCUGAAGGAUGAUUGUGGGGUUAUCAUAGAGCUUUCAUACAUGGAGUGUGGCUAGGAGCUACCCUCUCUGAGUGUCUUGAUGGAUGUCAUCAAGUGUUGAUGAGGUCAAAGAUCUACUCGUCAUUAAAAGAGUCACCUAGCGAGGCUGAAUUAUUGUUUAAGGUUAUGGUGUUUGACAUUAACACAUAUCUGAGAUUAUGGUCUUUGUGGCAUCACUGUGUCUUAACUUUGAUUGUUGCAGAUAUAGUGCUAAACUUUGCAUUAAUCAGUAAAACUGAACCUUUGAGCAUUGGGCCAUUUAUAUUAGACAAAGCAGAUAUUAAGAUGAAAUAGUUUUUGAUAGGUGAAAUUGUAAUGUGGAAUUGGAAUAAUGAAAAGUUAAGUAGCAGUUAGACAAAUUAACGGGUAGCAUAUAUAAAUUGAUUAUCCCAUGUGGGAUGUGACAAAAGAGGCAUAAAUCCAAAGCAAUCCACCCUUUAGUGACAUCGUCGGCGGUCAUCCGAAUCGGAUCAAGCAUACGGUGAUGCAAACCCAUUUAAGAGAAAAUCAACUUCAAAGUUUACUAUAAUUUUCACACUUAGUUUCCGAGCCUUUCAACAUAUUCAUUGCUAGAAAACUACAUGAUUAGAAAGACCAAGACAAUUGCUUGACAUUGGUAUCCUUAUUUUACACAAAUCCAAGGAUCAGAGAAAAUAUCACAAAAGAGCUCCAUGCUUGUAAUUUUGGUUUGAGCGGUUUAGAUUUCCGCUGUACAAAAAUACCAUGGGGAAUACAAGAACCCUGACUGCGAUUUCAAUGCGCACGGUCAGUCAAAACGUAUCGCUUUUCACGUGCAAAGUCAAUGCAGUGCCGAUGGCCGAUACGACGGUUUGGCUGACCGCGAGCAUUGAAAUCGCUGUCAUUCAAAACGUCGUAUCUCUCUGCUACAGUACACGUUUACAAUGGGAUUUGCGCAUUUUAUUUAAAAUUUGUGUGGCAUCGCCGUGAAAAUCUCCUCAUAUCUCAGAAACUAAAAUAAAUUGCUUCCUAGAAAUUUAGCAUUGAAUAGAAUAGGACUUGUACUUUCAUUUUCUGCAAAAAACUCAAAAUCAAUUUUUUGACCAAAAUUGACUGAUACAACGGUUCGGAAGAAUGCCAGUGAUAUAUUACGAUCCCUAAUUUCCUAAUUAUGGAAGGAGAAUAUUGACAAAUUAUUCUCAAAAGUGCCUGCCAAAUCAUAUGCUUCAUGUAUUUCAAUAUUCGCUAUAAGCUAUUUCAUUUUCUAUUGUAUUGUUUGGCCAUGUGUAUCUGUUGACUGUAAUGCUGCUCUUUCCAUUUUAUUUCAUUUGUGCCUUUCUUGUUAUGAAUUGUUUGUAAAGAGGAUGAUUCUUGUAGAACAUAAGUCCACAGAAAUGAUGAGAUAGUUUAGAAGUGAAGAGAAAACAUCCAGAAAUUUAUGAUCCAGGGUUCAUUUUAUAUUGUUAUGACAAGAUAGUUUGGGUUUAUCCUCUCAGAAAUUGAGAAAGGGCAUUGUGAAGUGUUAGUGUUUACAUAAAUACCCCUUUCGAUCACAUUGACCGCCCUGGUCAUUCUUUGGUUUGGUGUCACCCAAGAGUUCACCUGAUGAUUUUGCCUCUCACAGUGUCAGAUGAGCUCCUUGGCAGUUUUCUUUUGUUUUGCUUUUCUACAACAGAAAAUUAAACAACCUUACUUUGACACAAUUAAGGGGAAAAAAGUAGUGUGGUUUUUUUUUGGUGAUGUCACAGUAAGCUGACAUGUAUGGUAAGAAACUAAAAUAUAUGUUGGAUGCUCAGAAAAAACUAAAUCUGGAUCUACCAGUGAGAGUGGGUUACCAUGACAAUUCUGGGGUAACAUUUUACCCUAGAACUGCACUUAAUGUCACCCAUGUGAUCUUACAGAUUGAAAGAUUGUGUUGGAGUCACCUGGGUGGCUUUUACUCAUUUUGAAAGUGGUAUGAGAGUUGGUCACUAUCUCAUCCCUCUCUUGUCCCAGAUAAAAGAUACAAGUUGGUAUGGUCUCUGUAAAAAGUGGCUAUACAGAAAUUUUGUGUUUUUGUGUUCAUUCAAAUGGACAUAGCCUUAUUGGGAAUUGUAUGAUGUUUUGAAUAUGUUUUAUGUGGUUUUUGACCAUGUAGUUAGUAGAUAAAAUUACUAAAAUAUAGUUGGAUGAGACCGAGUGUUCUCAUCAGUAACACUUUCAGUUGGGAUUCUGAAAUAUUUUUGUGCAAUAAAUAGGACUGAGAAAGAAGCUAUUGUUAUCCAUAACUAACUGUGAUAUUCAUGACAACAAUUCUACCUGUUUAAUAAAAACAUAUAAUAUUCUUUAUGUUUUCAAGAUUUUUAGUUAUGUAUCUAAUAACACAUCAAUACUCAAGAUAUGUUGAUGUUACACUUGGGUCCUGCUAAUGUUGCUGUUAAGUUCAGGUGAUUAGUUCAGGUGAUAAAACAUUGCUGUUUGUAUGCAAAUAUGUUUUGUAAAAUUCUGACAUUAAAAAGAAUAUUGUUACUUUUGGGGUGAAGAUGUUCUUUGACAAAGUUUAUUUCAUUAACAUUUAUAUUUCAUAUAUUACAAAACUAAAGCUUAAGGGCAAUUUCAUAGGUUGGUGGACAUGAGCUCAAUGUGUCUUUGUACAUAUAGCCCAUCUGAACCGUAACGUGAGUAACCACUUUAUCUGCACCCCUUGUAAAAACCAUGUGUUCUUUAUUUUUUUCAAUUAUAUACAAAUUUGUCUCCCUAAUAUACUUCUUUGAAAUGGAUAUAAUCAACUUUCAUAAAAGCCUUGCAUGAGGACACUUUUCACUUAUGUCCACUUUUCAUUUUAUGCAUGUCCAAAUCAUGUAACAUGAGUAACCGACACAUUUCAAAGAUUUGCCAGGAGCAUAAUGAAAUUUCCCAAGUUUUGUUUUUAUACAAAGGAUAGUCAGACUGCGUACUAUGUUGUGAUAAAGAGAUGUUUAGUUCCUAUCAAUAAUAAUGGAGUUACAGCUCCAAGUAUGAGUCAAGGUGUCUCUAAAUGUAACGUGAGUAACCGUGGAAUAGCCCUUAAGUAAUGUUAUCUGCAUGUAUGCAUAGUUAUGGAAAAUCAUAUAUCAUUUGAGAUAUGGCACAUUAUACAUUUUAACAUUAAAGAAAGCUGCUAAUAUUCUUAGAGACUGAUUAAUUGAAAAGAGAAUGAAGAAUUGCAUUGCUCAACUGUUCAUGUUGUUUUUAUGAACUAAGUUUACCGUCCAGUUUGUAUUGGACAUCUGAUUGAACAAACAUAUUACUAUGUUAAAGGUGAGUCAAAUAAAAAUCUUCAUACUUUUACUGUAGGAGUAAAUUCCUAAAGUAUUUAGUUUAGAAGAUGUGUUUGUAUUAAUAACAAAUGUUAAAUCUUUAAUUUACUGAGGAUUCUUCCCCUUUCUCUAAUUCCUUGAAAUUCUAUUCCUUAUUUCUUAUUAUUCCUCCUGUACUAGUGAUUUAAUCAAAUCUGUAUUGUAGUCCUGAGGAAAUCAUGGUCCCAUAACACAAAGCUUAAGAGAUUAAUCGUACUGUUGAUUUGUAUGAUUGAUUCCAUAUAAUGAUCAAUGCCAUCAAUCAUAAAUCCAUCCCUGUAACCAAUUUUUAAGCAUUGUGAUACAGGACCCUGAUGUCAUUCCCUAUGACUAAACCAUUGGACCAUUUGAAUCGUUACAGUUUUAUUAUUUUAUGAAAGGUUAAGAUUUUGUGUGUAAUUUUAGGCAAAUCAUAUUUCCUUUAUUUAGUAACCUUCAAUGUUUUUUGUUGUUGUGUUGUUAAACAUGUUUUUCAUAACAGCUAAAGUGUGCUGUAUGGGCAUUUAGGUAUAUUGCAUUUAGGCAACUCAUAUUUCCUUUAUUUAGUAACCUUCAAUGUUUUUUUUUUUUGUGUUAAACAUGUUUUUCAUAACAGAGCUAAAGUGUGCUGUAUGGGCAUUUUGGUAUAAAUCAAAUUGAAUACAUUAUUCAAUGUGUAAAUGCUUUGAGCAUUAUCAUUUGCAAUUUCAUUACUAGAGCCAAGGGAUCAUCAUGACUGUUUGGUACAAAGAGUACAAUGAAAAAAUAAAUUAGCAUUGGUUUCUAAUAUUCAUGCACAUUCCUGCUUUUUAGUUGGACCCAAUUGCAGGGACUUUUUCUUAUUUGCAUCGAACAUGUUGCCUUUCACUCUAAAUUUUAAUUCUGUAUUAUAAACAGUGUCAAACACUGAGUGAGUGCAUUAAUCUUUUUUGUGUAUUUCUCUUUAAAACAGUGUGCCCUGUUGAUCUUGUGAUUUUUUUUCUUCAGGAGCUUAGAGCACCCCCUCUUUACUACUAAUAGUAAUUUAUUUGCUGAUGGGGUCAAAAGUGUAACCGUGGUGAUUUUUUUUAUAUUUCUAAGUCACUGCAUUGAACAUGAAGACUAUUCUACCUAUAACCUCGUAUUGCGUGUGUGAUAAUAAUUUCAUAAUAUAUGACUAAGUGGUCCUGCCUUCAUUGCAAUACUUACAAGAAUGAAUCUUCUUCUGUGAAAUCCCGAAGCAUAGACUUUGAAGGAACAAUGUUACUGGCAUGAUUUUUAUUGUUACUUUACCAUGACAUACAUGACUGUGCAUACUUACAGAUGAAGGACCGAGUUUCGUUUGUCAUUCUGUCAAUACUGCCAUUGUGAACUUUGCGUAGUGACGCUAUAAUACUGGCAUAUACUCAGAAACCAUUAUAUUGGUAUAUUUUACUGUGGAAUGUAUUUUUUUGCAUUAUAUGAAUUACAACUCUCAUGCAAUAUUUUCUAUUAAAAGAAUAAUAUACUGGACAG